Molecule: messenger RNA, 1950 nt
Organism: Macroventuria anomochaeta
Lineage: Eukaryota; Fungi; Ascomycota; Dothideomycetes; Pleosporales; Didymellaceae
Product: actin-related protein-like protein RO7
Exons: 1
Coding region: 52-1761 (569 amino acids)
Biological process (GO): microtubule-based movement
Source: RefSeq, a predicted model, not a curated record
CCAUGAUGUUUUGAUGUACAGAAUUCCAUUCAGCCACCAGGGCUCAUAACUAUGUCAACCAUCAGCGAGCGCAAAGUGUCUGCGUCCCUAGGGCGCUCUGUGAGAGGCACAGCACCGCGUGUCGCAGACCUAGCCUCCACCCCCGAAACGCCGCGCACACCCCUCCAGCGCGCAUCCUCCUCCCUCUAUGGUUCACCGAGUGGCAAUUAUCGUACCGAAGAUGAGUAUGUUGUUUUGGAAGUCGGUUCACGAUUCGUACGAGGAGGAUUUCCCGGUGAGAGUGCCCCUCGAUGCACACUCCCGUUCGGUCCAGACAGGCAAAGAAGGGUGGGCGACUACAGGCAAUACGACCCAGAGUAUAGUCAAAGAAGACGGAGAAAGGACAGGGGUCAGGAAUGGGGUGAAGAUCAUGAGCUUUACUGUCUAGACCUUACUAAGGUCGACAUGGGUCUUGUGGGAGACAAGUUCGAGCGGGCCAUAAGAGAGGCAUACACGAAGUACUUCCUACUAGACACGAAGCCGCGACGCAUCACGCUAGCGCUUCCGCCGCGAUUACCGCAUGCGCUCAUCACAAAGAUCCUUGAUAUACUGUUCAAGAGCUUCCACGCACCCAGCAUCACCCUCAUGUCGCACCCCGUUCUCUCUACCGUCGCCGCAGGCUUGCGCUCAGCGUUGGUCGUUAACAUUGGAUGGGCCGAGACGCUGGUCACAGCCGUUUGCGAGUAUCGGGAGGUGCAUGAGAAGCGGACGUUGCGAGCAGGCAAAUGGUUGAGCGAAGAGAUGGCCAAGGUGCUGAACGCCGAGCUCGACGAAGACGCUGCACCAGGCACACCGAAAGCAGAUGUGUCGUUCGAGGAAGCAGAAGAGGUGCUCACGCGUGUUGGGUGGUGCAAACCCAGUUCAAGAGGGAACCGAAAAACCAUCUACUUCCCCGCGCGUGAGGCGCCGUUACUGGAAGAAUGGGAAGAUGCUAUCGAAACACCUCCACCCACCGUCAUGAUCCCGUUUCCGAAGCACAUACCGCCGACCGAGCUCAAGGUAGCACUUGCCUCGUUAGCCAAGCCUGCCGAGAAUAUCCUUUUCGAACCAGAAGUACCGUCGAACGAGUUCGACGACGAAGAACUGCCUAUCCAUCACCUCGUUUACCGCACGCUGGUUGCACUCCCGGUCGAUGUCCGCCGACUUUGCAUGUCACGCAUCGUCAUAACGGGUGGAGUGGCAGACAUGCCAGGCCUGAAGACCCGAAUCCUGAAAGAGCUGGAAGUGCUCGUUCAGUUGAGGGGAUGGGAUCCAGUCAAGACCUGGGGCGCGGGCGCUGCGCGUCACGAAGACAGACUGCGGGCACAGCAGCGCAAUUUGGCAAUGAAGCGGCAGAAAGAAGAGGGCAGGAUUUCUGAGUCGCUUGAUCCCGCUGCAGCACCUGCCUCGUUGCCAGCUGGUCUACAAGAGCCGGAGAUCGACAACAUCGACAUCAAGCUCGCCAACGCCAGCUUGAAGAAAGGGCCACCACUCGAGUGCUCCAUUGGCGGUACGAUCAGAGGUGUGCAGACGCUGGGUGCUUGGGCCGGGGCCAGCCUUGUUGCUCAUCAAAGAACUCGAGGCAUUGUCGAGAUCGAAAGAGAGCGUUACUUGCAACAUGGGUUACAGGGUGCCUCGAGAGACAAGGAGGUCUCAGUCAUUCCGCAACGGCAAAGCAUGGGCCCUGGCGUUGCACGCGGUGCCGGUGAGCGAGUGAGCUGGACACUUGGGGUGUGGGCAUAAACGACACUUUCUACGCAUACGGACAUUUCCGCAUUUCAGCAUCUCAGCAACGAGAAAGCUAGUGAGCGUUCUGUUUGGUCUUUCAACUAUGAUACCCAUUUCCAAUGCAGUAACAAGUCCGGAUGUUUGCUGAUUUGCGCAUUUGCUCAAUGCACGUGGCGACGUCUUGAUCGGCUCCUUCCCUCAUUA